AUGCACAUUGUUGGCCUGGCUGGUCCGCCAGGUGCUGGAAAAAGCACUCUUGCACAUGAAGUAGUCAGCCGGUUAAACAAGCUUUGCCCAGAGAGAGCUUCUUCCAUGGACUCCCAGGUUCAACCUCCUGAUGUUGCUAUUGUAGUUCCCAUGGAUGCAAGGGAAAUUAUAUUUCUGAAUGGUGUUUUUGAUAAUAGAAUCCAGAGGAAGCACAUGCCAGAAGGGGAGGGAUUCGUCUAUGUUCCAUCAUUUGACCAUGGGGUUGGGGACCCAGUGGAAGAUGAUAUCUUUGUGAAUGUUCAGUGA
Arachis duranensis is the source of this 306-nucleotide messenger RNA. RefSeq lists its product as uncharacterized. The record is from RefSeq and is a predicted model, not a curated record. The coding region runs from base 1 to 306 and encodes 101 amino acids. The transcript is spliced from 3 exons. Lineage: Eukaryota; Viridiplantae; Streptophyta; Magnoliopsida; Fabales; Fabaceae.